Messenger RNA from Aureobasidium vineae, 303 nucleotides. NCBI's taxonomy places the organism in Eukaryota, Fungi, Ascomycota, Dothideomycetes, Dothideales, Saccotheciaceae. The record is from the annotation of a GenBank genome assembly.
AUGCAAAUCCCCGAUAUCAUCAUGCACAAAGCAUCAACACUCAAGGACUUCCAACAAGCCAUCCUCACAAAGCCUAAGCCCAAGAAAUUGUCCUUUGCUCUCCUAGGCAACCCGGAACUUAUGGCAAACACCAACAUUCAGGUCCGCGGAGGCCGUCAAACAUCUGUUCACAAAGACAGAGCUGUUGGCAGAUGGAAGGUGAUUGAAGAAGAGCUUGUUAACAGGGGUCUGCCUGUGUUUGGACAUGGAAUCAAGGCAGACAGGGGAUUCCAGGCCGAAGAGGUCAAAGACCAAACUGCAUAA